GCUGGUGUUCAUUCAUGAAGAUCCAUUGACCAAUUAGGAUGAUAAAGGGGUCAGUUGAUUUCAAGCCUGAAAACCUUCUGCCUGUGGAUAUUCCUAGCACUUGGAGAGCAAUGGAAGCACUCUAUGAUUCUGGAAAGGCUCGAGCUAUUGGUGUGAGUAAUAUCUCUACAAAGAAAUUGGCAGACUUGCUGGAGGUGGCAUGCGUUCCUUCUCCUGUCAAUCAGGUUGAAUGUCAUCCUUCAUGGCAGCAGACCAAGCUGCAUGAGUUUUGCAAGACAAAGGGAGUUCACCUAUCUGGAUAUUCACCAUUGGGUUUUCCUGGUACCAAAUGGAUCGAGACUCAAGUUCUUAGGAAUCCAAUUCUUAAUAUGGUGGCAGAGAAAGUAGGCAAGACCCCUGCGCAAGUUGCAAUUCGCUGGGGUUUGCAAAUGGGUCAUAGUGUGGUUCCAAAGAGUACAAAUGAAGCAAGGAUCAAGGAGAACUUUGAUGUCUUUGAUGGGUCUAUAGCCCAGGACUCGUUUGCCAAGUUUACUGAAUUUGAACAGGGAAGUUUUGCUUGUGAUCGUAUUAUUCCCUUGCCACAUUUUGUUGCAGAAUUGGUAGACUCUUUGGAGGAGAGUGCUUUGUCCAUGAGACGUUCGGCCACUACAAGACCGUCGAAGAACUUUGGGAUGGUGAUGUUUGAGUGAACAGGAGGCGCUAGAAAGCCAAUUAUUAACCCACCUACUACAAGUAGGAACCCAGAAGUCCAAAUAAACAACGCAAGGAAUUAUUACCAGAAAAGAGAGCCGGGAAUAGUCCGGAAUCCGGAUACUCUACUCCACUCAUCUCCUCCUACAAUUAUCCCACCGUCUUCCUGCUUUAUAUCAGCGAACGAAACACACUCCAUUUCCGAGAUGGCCAAUGAUAUCAGAUUCUUCCAGUUGAACACCGGAGCCAAAAUCCCUUCCGUCGGCCUCGGCACGUGGCAGGCCGCCCCUGGCCUUGUCGGCGACGCCGUUACCACCGCCAUCAAGGCUGGAUACCGCCAUAUUGAUUGUGCUCAAAUUUACGACAACGAGAAGGAGAUUGGUUUGGUUUUGAAGAAACUAUUUGAAGAUGGUGUGGUCAAGCGUGAGGAGUUAUUCAUUACUUCCAAACUCUGGAAUACUGACCAUGCACCAGAAGAUGUGCCCGUGGCAUUAGACAGAACUUUGCAGGAUUUGCAGCUUGAUUAUGUUGAUCUGUAUCUUAUCCAUUGGCCAGUUAGGAAGAAGAAGGGUUCAGUUGGUUUCAGCCCUGAAAACCUUUUACCUGUAGAUAUACCUAGCACUUGGAGAGCAAUGGAAGCACUGUAUGAUUCUGGUAAGGCUCGAGCUAUUGGUGUCAGUAAUUUCUCUACAAAGAAACUGGCCGAUUUGUUGGAGGUUGCACGUGUUCCUCCUGCUGUCACUCAGGUUGAGUGUCAUCCUUCAUGGCAGCAGACUAAGCUGCAUGAAUUUUGUAAAUCGAAGGGAGUCCACCUAUCUGGAUAUUCACCAUUGGGUUCUCCUGGUACUACAUGGAUCAAGGGUGAUGUUCUUCAGAAUCCAAUUCUUAAUACAGUUGCAGAGAAAUUAGGCAAGACUCCUGCCCAAGUUGCACUUCGCUGGGGUUUGCAAAUGGGUCAUAGCGUGCUUCCAAAGAGCACAAACGAAGCAAGGAUCAAGGGAAACUUAGAUGUCUUUGAUUGGUCCAUACCAGAUGACUUGUUUGCCAAGUUUUCUGAAAUUGAACAGGCAAGUAGUGCAUUCAUUGUCUAGAAAAAUUGGCAUUUAAUAAUUUUUUGUUUGAUUACAUAACUUCAAAUUUUAA
Rubroshorea leprosula is the source of this 1833-nucleotide messenger RNA. The record is from the annotation of a GenBank genome assembly. Lineage: Eukaryota; Viridiplantae; Streptophyta; Magnoliopsida; Malvales; Dipterocarpaceae.